AUGAAAUUAAACGCAUCAAAUGCUAAAUAUAUUAGCGAUGCUAUGCUAACUAUAUCACGUCGACUACCUGAUAAAAUAUUUCUAAAACAUUAUCUUGAUCUGGUUUGUAAUGAGCAAUUUCAAAAAUUAGGUAUAACAGCCAAUAAAGAAAUUCUUCGUUUAUUAAAUGAAUAUACAUCCAAUUCAAGUUUGCUAAAAUCUGUUAUAAAACCUUUAUGGGAUAGUCGACCUCAUGAAGAUGUUCGUGCUUGUCUCAUUUUAACAUUGCUUAAUUUUAUUAAUAAAUUACAAUCAAAAGAAGACAAAACAUUAGUCUGGAAAAUUUUAGAAGAAGCAGCAGAUGACAAUUAUCUUCCAGUGGUUCAAUCUCUAUUUUCGGCUCAUCGAGGAAGUUCUCGUUGGCCGUUAUCUCGAUUGAUAACUUCUUCUGAUGACAAUUUUCAGACAUUUAUUAAUCGAAUUCAAUUUAGAAUAUUGGAUCAUCCAACAUCAUUAGAAGCACGUUUAUGGGCUUGGGCCAAUAUUGAUUGUGAACAUUGCGAUGUACAAAACUUAAUUGAAAAGGUUAAACAAUUGUGUGUUCAAUUUGAUAAAAAUGCGAAUACAUUAUGGGAGAACGCUUUCAAUAAAAUAAUUUCAUAUUAUAAACAGCAAAAAAUAUCAUCAUCAAAUGAAAUAAUUGAUAUUAUUAAAAAACUGGUGUCUAUUCGAGCAGAAGUUGAUUCGAAAGAAAAUGCUAUUGAUAAUCAACAUGAUUUACCAGUUUAUCAUCGUAUUCAUCGUAUUUUAACUAUUCUUAUUGAUCGUAUUAAUCAAUUCGAUAAUGAGAAAAAACUCUCUUUUCGUUCUCUUGCACCGAUUAUACUUCAAUUUGAUAAAACAUUCACUUUGACUAUUGGCACACUAUUAAUCAAAAUAGCUCAAAAUAGAGAUGAUCUUAAAGCAAUGUUAAUAUUCUUUCAAGAGAAUUUGUCUGAAAAUUAUUUUGAGAACAUUUUAAUACGAUUAGCAGAAAUUCUCUCAAAUAAAAAGUCUAAUUGUUUUGUCCAACAAUUAACUGUUAAUGAGAAACUUGAUUUAGCUCAAUGGUUUAUCAAAGAAAAAGAUUGUGGAUUAUUUGUUUUCGAUUUACUUAAAAGUCAUGUAUUUAAUCAACCAGGUGCUGAUCGAGAACAAUGCCAAACUCUUCUUCGACAAAUGAGACAAAGUGAGAAUUUAUUUUUAAGACAACAAGCUUUGGAAUAUACUGUACGAUGGAAGAGAAAAAGGGAGAAGCAUCAACGACAGCGUAAUAAAUUGAGUGUUCCAAAUGCUUCCUCUGAUCCAGACACAUCUGAUGUUAGCUUAUUCGAAAUUUUUGACUCCAUAGAGAUUUAA
Molecule: messenger RNA, 1377 nt
Organism: Rotaria socialis
Lineage: Eukaryota; Metazoa; Rotifera; Eurotatoria; Philodinida; Philodinidae
Source: the annotation of a GenBank genome assembly